GGAAGCAGGAGUACCGUGAGCGCGCUAGAAGUCUGCGAUCAGACUCAAAAGCUAACGCUUCACCAUUCGUGGCAUCCAUUUUUUGUUUUUUCUCUUUCCGUGCUCACACCAGCGUCACUCCACAGCAUGUCGUCGCUCAGCUCCGUCGGUACGAUGACGCUCCGCAGCGCACUCGCCUGCUCGAUGCUGUGUCGCUGCCUCACCACCUCCGCCACGGCAGGCACAGCCGGCACGCGCACCUCCACACACCGCACUGCGCUGGCAACGCUGACCGGCGUUCGCCUGACGAGCACGCUCGGUGCACCGACACGGGCCCUCUUCGUCGCAAAGCGGCGCCGCACCGGGAAACGGGUCCCUGUCGCGCCGACCGCGAGCGCUCACUUCCCAUCGCAGCGGAGUAGCGGCGCUGCCCCAGUUGCCCCAGUGGAGGCGAAGCCCAACACACCUGCGUCGUCAUCCGUUGGCGAAGACAACGGGGCAGACGCGACGUCAGCGCACGAUGUACCGCAGCCGCAGCAGCAGGCGGACUCCUCAUCCGUACCGCCGACAGAGCGGCCACGUCGGCGUUACUCCGUCUCGUCAGCGGCCGCCGAUCAGCAAGUCCAACGCCUAAAGCAGGAGCUGCUGCACGCACGGCUUCGACUUGCCAAGGCAGAGCAGACGAAACUCGCGCUCUACGAAAGCGUGCUGGGGAAGCUGGAUGAGACCGACCGCGCCGCCCAGAAAGCCGCGGCCAGUCUGCGCUACACCGGCAUGGCGCUGCGCUGUGCGCAUGACAACUUGGAGGUAGAGCUGCGUCGACUCAUGACGAUCGGCCUCACGGCUGGCGAGGUCGACGCGGCGGCAGUGGAGGCGGGGGCACGGCAGUACAUUCGGCAGAACAUUGGAUUUCACGCCGAGCACGUGGCACGUGAGCCGUCGUCCGUGACGGACGUUGUGCGGGAGUCGCGAACACGCUCGAGGUCUGACACACCUUAA
Messenger RNA from Leptomonas pyrrhocoris, 978 nucleotides. RefSeq lists its product as hypothetical. NCBI's taxonomy places the organism in Eukaryota, Euglenozoa, Kinetoplastea, Trypanosomatida, Trypanosomatidae. The record is from RefSeq and is a predicted model, not a curated record. The transcript has a single exon. The coding region runs from base 127 to 978 and encodes 283 amino acids.